UUACAGUAACGCCAUCACUACCUCGGCCAAGAUGGCGGCGCCCGUAAUUGAAACAUGCCAUGUAGCUUGUUGCGCAAAUAGGACACCAAACGUCGUUUCUUGGAGUCGUGGAGGUGUCAUUGCUUUUGGGACAUGUAACUCAGUGGCUCUGUAUGACCCACAGGAAAGGAGAGUUAUCAGUGUGCUGAACGGACACACGGGCCGAGUGAAUACAGUCCAGUGGGUUCACAGAGAGGAUUGUGCUCUGGAGAGUCAUCUCGUCUCAGGAGGCUCAGACAAUCAGCUCAUACUCUGGGAGGCCCAAAAUGGGAAGUUCAACCAGUCAGUGCAGUGUAAGGGCCACACUGGUCCAGUUUGUGCUGUGGAUGCUAUCUACACAGAGUACUCAAAGAUCCUGGUGGCCUCUUCAGCAUCAGACUCCACAGUCAGACUUUGGCUUUGCAGUGAAGCUAAAGAAGCUGAGUGCCUCCGUACGCUGUCAUUUGGCAGUGGCUUCAUGAUGGAUGUCUCUCUGGCACUGUUGCCAGGCAGCAGAGUUCCCAUAUUGGCCUGCGGGGGUGAUGACUCUCGGGUGCAUCUGUAUGUGCAGUCCAGCGGGCAGCUCCAGAAUGUUCUGUCACUGCAAGGACAUGAAGACUGGGUUCGUGGAGUGGAAUGGCUAUCUGUAGGUGGGGAGCUGUUAUUAGCCAGCUGUUCACAGGACUGUCUCAUCAGAGUGUGGAGGCUACGUGCCAAGUCUGGGACAGACGCUGGCACAAAGGACGAUCACACCAUCAUCCGAAUGAAAGAGGAUGUUUUUGAAGUGAAGGAGAGAGUGUUUGCUGUGUCUCUCGAGACGGUCCUGGCAGGUCAUGAGAACUGGGUGUAUGGAAUUCACUGGCAGCCUCCAUUUUACAAAGGUGGGGAGCUGCAGCAGCCUCUUAGUCUGCUUUCUGCUUCCAUGGACAAAACCAUGAUCCUCUGGGCUCCCGAGGAAGGAUCUGGAGUCUGGGUGGAGCAGGUGCGUGUCGGAGAGGUUGGUGGAAACACUCUGGGUUUCUACGGCUGCCAGAUGAGUCCAGAUGGCUCAAUGGUUGUGGCUCAUGCUUUUCAUGGAGCGUUACAUCUCUGGUGCAAGGACCAAGACAAAGAAGGCGAGUGGAGACCUGGGGUUGUGAUAUCAGGUCACUUCAAUGCAGUCCAGGACCUGAGCUGGGAUCCUGAGGGUGAGUUCAUCCUCAGCGUGGGCUCAGACCAGACCACCAGACUCUUCACUCCAUGGAGGAAACAAGAUGCCCAACAGCCAACCUGGCAUGAACUCUCACGGCCACAGAUCCAUGGAUAUGACAUGCAAUGUCUGGCCAUGGUUGGAAGGUUUCAGUUUGUGUCUGGAGCUGAUGAGAAGGUCCUGCGAGUUUUUCAAGCACCUCGGAACUUUGUGGAGAACUUUGCUAACAUCUCAGGGACUUCAAGAGAAAAGCUGCUGGCCUCCAGUGACUCUGCCACCCUUCCAGAAGGAGCCAGCACACCUGCCCUGGGUCUGUCCAACAAGGCUGUAUUUCAAGGUGACCUUGUCCCAAAAAUCAGUGAAGGCAAGGAGCAGUUCAACAGCAUAUCUGAUCAGUACCAGGAGUCCUCCUUCCACCCGCUCAACCUGACCGAGCCGCCACCAGAGGAUCAUCUUCUCCAGAACACACUGUGGCCCGAGGUCCAGAAACUGUACGGCCAUGGCUUUGAGAUGUUCUGUCUAGCAUCUGACAGCUCCAGGAUGGUGGUGGCAUCCGCAUGCAAGGCAUCUAAAUCCGAGCAUGCAGCAGUGCUGCUGUGGAGCACGACAACAUGGCAUCAGCUGCAGACACUGCCAUGCCACACCCUCACCGUCACCCAGAUGGCCUUCUCACCUGACACACAAUUCCUGUUGGCUGUUUCUCGUGAUCGUACCUGGUCAUUAUGGAGACGGGACCUGCCCACACCUGAAAGUCCUGAGCCCCAGUUCUCUCUGCACGCACGCACAGGGAAGGACACAGCCAUACACACCCGAAUCAUCUGGUCAUGUGACUGGAGCGCUGACAGCAAAUAUUUUGUGACGUCAAGUCGGGAUAAGAAGCUGAUAGUGUGGGGCCCAUGCAGAUUUGAGGACUCUGGAGACCCUGCGCUUCUACUUGAUAUUAAACCCUGUUCCUCCAUCUUGGAUGUGGGUGAUUCUGCUACUGCUGUGGCGUUCUGUCCUGAGCUCUGCUGUGAUAACAGAUACCUGCUGGCAGUUGGCUUGGAGUGCGGCAGAAUCCUGCUGUACAGGUGGAGCGCCAGCCAGGAGCCCGCCGGCGGACACGACUGGAGCAUCUGCGGAGAAACGGACACCUCACAAAGCCAUGCUUUAGCGGUCAAGAGGCUCCGCUGGAGGCCCAGGGCUGGCCGAGCAGGUCGAGACAACAACAAGAGGGAUAGACAGACUGGCGGAAAAAGUGAAAUCGAGGAGGACAGCUCCUGGGUCCAGCUUGCCAGUGCUAGUGCUGACCACUCUGUCAAAAUCUUCAACAUCAACAAACGGGCUCUUUAGCACCAGCAACACUGACACUAUUCUGUCUCUCACACCCAGAGAGACGCUUGGACUGAGGGCCACAGGCCUGACUGGGCCACUAAAGCCACAGCUGCUCGCUGGCAAGCCAUUCACUCCCUGUGACAGCUGGUUAAGUCACGGGUCACUCACAGGAUAAACCCACAGCACACAAUAGCCUGCAGUCUGUCUGCAGGCAUCUGAACAUGUGUGAUGGGUGGAAGUAAGAUGGUGAAAACACCAUGACUUGUUUUAGAUUCAGAGAAGAAGAUGCUGCAGGAUAUCUACAGUAUACAGAUCAAAUAUUAAGGCAGGCUAUCAAAGUAAACAUUUAUAUAGUGAACUGUUCUUACAGCAACAAAUCAAGGAAGUGAUUAGGUCAUGGUGGCUUUUCAUUCUGGUUGUUAAAGAUGUCAUUAAUUGCACAGUAUGCAUGGUGUUUAUUUGUUUUAUGACCAGUUAAUGUCUUCGGUCUCUAAAUGAAGUUGUACCGAUUGUAAAAUCACACAACUGUUAAAUACAGGUUGAACAUGGGUAGCGGUGCUACCUUAAAAGGGACAUGUUUUUAUGGUUUAACCCAGUUACUAAAAGUCUUGACAUACAGUACAACUAAUAAUUUUGCAAGUUCUGUUGCUGUGUUUUCGAUUUUUAUUUUUUUAUAUUUUAUUUUCCAGCCAGCGUUUUUCAUUUUUUUCUGUAUGAAUCCACAGACUUGUGCAGUUUGCAUUAGCAAUCACACUGUCUGCAUUUGCCUUAUUAUAACAAAUAAAAACAAUAA
Molecule: messenger RNA, 3314 nt
Organism: Monopterus albus (swamp eel)
Lineage: Eukaryota; Metazoa; Chordata; Actinopteri; Synbranchiformes; Synbranchidae
Gene: elp2
Product: elongator acetyltransferase complex subunit 2
Exons: 22
Coding region: 32-2539 (835 amino acids)
Biological process (GO): tRNA wobble uridine modification
Cellular component (GO): elongator holoenzyme complex
Molecular function (GO): protein binding
Source: RefSeq, a predicted model, not a curated record